AUGAGUAGUCCUGUGGCAGUGAAUCCAUCCAAGCGCUUUCGCGAGCUAACCCAAGACAUUAACGUUUGGACCAAUCUGUUGGGCGUUGAUGUGCUGGCUCCCAAAGUGCAGUUCAAUUAUCGCACCUGGACCACAACCUUUGCAAUUGUCAACUAUACGGGCUUCACCAUUUUCUCGAUGGUCGACAAUGGCGGCGACUGGCGGGUGAGCCUGAAGGCCAGUCUGAUGUUCGGAGGCCUGUUCCAUGGCUUGGGAAAGUUCUUAACCUGCCUGCUGAAGCAGCGGACCAUGCGGAGACUCACAUUCUUUGCCCGUAACAUUUACGAGGAGUACGAGAAAAAAUCCGAUGUACAUGGCCGAACGCUGGACAUGAACAUCGAUCGAUUGCUGGGCCUAAUGCGAGGUAUACGCCACGGAUAUAUGGCCACGUUUUUGCUAAUGACGAUCCUUCCGAUGGCAAUGCUCCUGUACGAUGGCACUCGGGUCACUGUGAUGCAGUAUCAGAUCCCUGGACUACCGCUGGAGAGAAACCUUUGCUACUCGAUCACCUAUCUCAUCCAGCUGGUGACAAUCGGUGUAGCUGGCUGCGGCUUCUAUGCGGGCGAUUUGUUUGUCCUUCUCGGUCUCACUCAGAUCUUGGCGUUUGCGGAUAUUCUACAGCUCAAGGUUGAUGCCCUUAAUGCUGCUCUGGACCGAAAGGCCGAAGCCAGGACUUUGUUUAGUGUGGGUGCGCACAUAACAGGAGAGGAAGAGCGACAGGAGCUGCUAUUGGAUGUGAUCAAGUGGCAUCAGCUAUUCACGGACUACUGCCGCACUGUGAACGAACUCUACCAUGAUCUGAUCGCCACCCAGGUGCUGUCUAUGGCCGUGGCGGUGAUGCUCAGCUUUUGCAUCAUACUGAACAGCUUUCACAUGCCAUCGGCCAUAUACUUUUUGGUCUCAGCCUACAGCAUGUCUGUCUAUUGCCUGCUGGGCACCAAAAUUGAAUUUGCAUACGACCAGGUCUACGAGACCAUUUGUAGUGUGGCCUGGCAGGAACUUAGCUGCAGCCAGCGCAAACUGUUGAACCCGAUGCUGCGAGAGGCACAGAAUCCGCAGAGCAUUAAACUCCUUGGCAUCCUGCCGUUGUCCGUGAGAACUGCCCUGCAGAUAAUAAAACUCAUUUACAGCCUCUCCAUGAUGAUGAUGCAGAAUCGCACUUAGAAAGCAAGCACUGGACUCCACUUUCCUUAUAUUAAAUCACUUUUUAUUAAAUUAAUAUAAUUCCUAGGCCAUGGGCACCUUUCAGUGGCACAUAUUUAAGUAUUU
Messenger RNA from Drosophila obscura, 1308 nucleotides. It is a transcript of the gene Or83c, whose product is annotated as putative odorant receptor 83c. The coding region runs from base 1 to 1203 and encodes 400 amino acids. Gene Ontology annotation, biological process: detection of chemical stimulus involved in sensory perception of smell; sensory perception of smell. NCBI's taxonomy places the organism in Eukaryota, Metazoa, Arthropoda, Insecta, Diptera, Drosophilidae. The transcript is spliced from 4 exons. Gene Ontology annotation, cellular component: plasma membrane. The record is from RefSeq and is a predicted model, not a curated record. Gene Ontology annotation, molecular function: olfactory receptor activity; odorant binding.